Molecule: messenger RNA, 825 nt
Organism: Engraulis encrasicolus (European anchovy)
Lineage: Eukaryota; Metazoa; Chordata; Actinopteri; Clupeiformes; Engraulidae
Exons: 4
Coding region: 16-825 (269 amino acids)
Molecular function (GO): nucleic acid binding
Source: RefSeq, a predicted model, not a curated record
AACCAUGGUUUGACAAUGAGAGAGGCUGGGCUGAGAGUACACCCGAACCUCAGCCGGUUCACAGUGGCCUCUGUCAUCCGGACAUUCCGACUGGAAACAGGUAUAAUGACCAGAAGACCAAAUAGAGGUGGGCGCCAACAGCUCUUCAGUCCUCAACAGGAGAUUGAAGUAGUCAAUAUUGUGAGGGCCAACAAUGCCAUCCGUCUCCACCAGAUAAGACACGAGAUUCUAGCUGACCAAGGAACGUUUCACAAUGUAAAUCAAGUCAGUGUUUCUACAAUCCAACGCAUCUUGGUGAAGCACAAUGUUUCAAUGAAACAGUUAUACAGAGUCCCAUUCGAAAGGAAUGAGGACCGGGUGAAGGAACUUCGCCAUGCAUAUGUACAGAGAAUCAUGGACAUGGAUGGGGCCGACCAAAUGCAUGAAUUCAUUUUCAUUGAUGAGGCCGGAUUCAACUUAACGAAGAUGAGACGUCGGGGGCGCAAUAUAAUUGGGCAAAGGGCAAUUGUGCAUGGCCCUGGGCAGCGUGGUGGAAACAUCACACUAUGUGCUGCCAUAAGUUUCAGGGGGUUGCUUCAUCACCAUUCAAAAAUAGGCGCAUAUAACACCCAACACAUCAUUGCCUUUUUAGAUGCGCUUCAUUUCACAGUUGUGCAGGACAGACCAGACCAGCCCAGGUUUGUUGUAAUCUGGGACAACAGGAGUUUUUCUCCGCCUGGAGAUGGCGCGUGUAUGACCGUCAGCCACACGCCCGUCAGCCUCUUCUGCAGGCAAUGGAACAGGCCUGCGGUGACAUUGAUGUACAAUCAAUUCAGGCAUGGAUAA